AUGACGAUUACCGGACCACUGUACAACAAUUUCCCCGGCGCGUACGAUCAGUGGCGGCAGCGACGCGUGACACAUGCGAUAUCGAGCCUCGCGCCAGACCCAGCAGACAGUCAGCUAGCAGAGACUGUCAGCCAGAAGACAGUCAGCCAGCAGACAAUCAGGCAGCAGGGACUGCCAGCCAGCAGAGACAGUCAUCCAGCAGACAAUCAGCCAGCAGGGACUGUCAGCCAGCAGAGACAGUCAGCCAGCAGAGACAGUCAGCCAGCAGGGACUGUCAGUCAGCAGAGACAGUCAGCCAGCAGAGACAGUCAGCCAGCAGAGACUGUCAGCCAGCAGAGACUGUCAGUCAGCAGAGACAGUCUGCCAGCAGAGACUGUCAGCCAGCAGAGACUGUCAGCCAGCAGAGACAGUCAGCCAGCAGAGACAGUCAGCCAGCAGACAAUCAGGCAGCAGGGACUGUCAGCCAGCAGACAAUCAGCUAGCAGGGACUGUCAGCCAGCAGGGACUGUCAGCCAGCAGGGACUGUCAGCCAGCAGAGACAGUCAGCCAGCAGAGACAGUCAGCCAGCAGAGACAGUCAGCCAGCAGAGACAGUCAGCCAACAGAGACUGUCAGCCAGCAGAGACUGUCAGCCAGCAGACAGUCAGCCAGCAGAGACUGUCAGCUAACAGAGACUGUCAGCCAGCAGAGACUGUCAGCCAGCAGAGACAGUCAGCCAGCAGGGACUGUCAGCCAGCAGAGACUGUCAGCCAGCAGAGACUGUCAGCCAGCAGAGACUGUCAGCCAACAGAGACUGUCAGCCAACAGAGACUGUCAGCCAACAGAGACUGUCAGCCAGCAGAGACUGUCAGCCAGCAGACAGUCAGCCAGCAGAGACAGUCAGCCAGCAGAGACAGUCAGCCAGCAGAGACAGUCAGCCAGCAGGGACUGUCAGCCAGCAGAGACUGUCAGCCAACAGAGACUGUCAGCCAGCAGAGACUGUCAGCCAACAGACUGUCAGCCAGCAGAGACUGUCAGCCAGCAGAGACAGUCAGCCAGCAGAGACUGUCAGCCAGCAGGGACUGUCAGUCAGCAGAGACAGUCAGCCAGCAGGGACUGUCAGCCAGCAGAGACUGUCAGCCAGCAGAGACCGCCAGCCAGCAGGGACUGUCAGCCAGCAGAGACAGUCAGCCAGCAGAGACAGUCAGCCAGCAGGGACUGUCAGCCAGCAGAGACUGUCAGCCAGCAGGGACUGUCAGUCAGCAGAGACAGUCAGCCAGCAGAGACUGUCAGCCAGCAGGGACUGUCAGUCAGCAGAGACAGUCAGCCAGCAGAGACUGUCAGCCAGCAGAGACUGUCAGCCAGCAGAGACUGUCAGCCAGCAGAGACUGUCAGCCAGCAGGGACUGUCAGCCAGCAGAGACAGUCAGCCAGCAGAGACAGUCAGCCAGCAGGGACUGUCAGCCAGCAGAGACUGUCAGCCAGCAGGGACUCAGUCAGCAGAGACAGUCAGCCAGCAGAGACUGUCAGCCAGCAGGGACUGUCAGUCAGCAGAGACAGUCAGCCAGCAGAGACUGUCAGCCAGCAGACAGUCAGCCAGCAGGGACCGUCAGCCAGCAGACAGUCAGCCAGCAGAGACAGUCAGCCAGCAGAGACUGUCAGCCAACAGAGACUGUCAGCCAGCAGAGACUGUCAGCCAGCAGAGACAGUCAGCCAGCAGGGACUGUCAGCCAGCAGAGACUGUCAGCCACCAGCAGGGACUGUCAGCCAGCAGAGACAGUCAGCCAGCAGGGACUGUCAGUCAGCAGAGACAGUCAGCCAGCAGAGACUGUCAGCCAGCAGGGACUGUCAGUCAGCAGAGACAGUCAGCCAGCAGAGACUGUCAGCCAGCAGAGACUGUCAGCCAGCAGAGACUGUCAGCCAGCAGAGACUGUCAGCCAGCAGGGACUGUCAGCCAGCAGAGACAGUCAGCCAGCAGAGACAGUCAGCCAGCAGGGACUGUCAGCCAGCAGAGACUGUCAGCCAGCAGGGACUCAGUCAGCAGAGACAGUCAGCCAGCAGAGACUGUCAGCCAGCAGAGACUGUCAGCCAGCAGGGACUGUCAGUCAGCAGAGACAGUCAGCCAGCAGAGAUUGUCAGCCAGCAGACAGUCAGCCAGCAGGGACCGUCAGCCAGCAGACAGUCAGCCAGCAGAGACAGUCAGCCAGCAGAGACUGUCAGCCAACAGAGACUGUCAGCCAGCAGAGACUGUCAGCCAGCAGAGACAGUCAGCCAGCAGGGACUGUCAGCCAGCAGAGACUGUCAGCCAGCAGGGACUGUCAGCCAGCAGGGACUGUCAGCCAGCAGAGACUGUCAGCCAGCAGGGACUGUCAGCCAGCAGGGACUGUCAGCCAGCAGACAGUCAGCCAGCAGGGACUGUCAGCCAGCAGGGACUGUCAGCCAGCAGAGACUGUCAGCCAGCAGGGACUGUCAGCCAGCAGGGACUGUCAGCCAGCAGAGACAGUCAGCCAGCAGGGACUCUCAGCCAGCAGAGACUGUCAGCCAGCAGGGACUGUCAGCCAGCAGGGACUGUCAGCCAGCAGAGACUGUCAGCCAGCAGGGACUCUCAGCCAGCAGGGACUGUCAGCCAGCAGAGACUGUCAGCCAGCAGGGACUCUCAGCCAGCAGAGACUGUCAGCCAGCAGGGACUCUCAGCCAGCAGAGACUGUCAGCCAGCAGGGACUCUCAGCCAGCAGGGACUGUCAGCCAGCAGUAGUUCUUCAAGAGGCUCUAGUGAUGAUAACACUGGUUCUUCAAGAGGUUUUAGUGAUGAUAACACUGGUUCUUCAAGAGGUUUUAGUGAUGAUAACAAUGGUUCUACAAGAGGCUCUAGUGAUGAUAACAAUGGUUCUUCAAGAGGUUCUAGUAAUGAUAACAGAGGUUCUUCAAGAGGCUCUAGUAAUGAUAACAGAGGUUCUUCAAGAGGCUCUAGUAAUGAUAACAGAGGUUCUUCAAGAGGUUCUAGUAAUGAUAACACUGGUUCUUCAAGAGGUUCUAGUGAUGAUAACAAUGGUUCUUCAAGAGGUUCUAGUGAUGAUGAUAAUGGUUCUUCAAGAGGCUCUAGUAAUGAUAACAGAGGUUCUUCAAGAGGUUCUAGUAAUGAUAACAAUGGUUCUACAAGAGGUUCUAGUGAUGAUAACAAUGGUUCUACAAGAGGUUCUAGUGAUAACAAUGGUUCUACAAAAGGUUCUAGUGAUGAUAACAGAGGUUCUUCAAGAGGCUCUUGUAAUGAUAACAGAGGUUCUUCAAGACAAUUGGGAAGUGUAAACAGUUCUUCCUGGCGGUGA
Messenger RNA from Procambarus clarkii (red swamp crayfish), 3303 nucleotides. NCBI's taxonomy places the organism in Eukaryota, Metazoa, Arthropoda, Malacostraca, Decapoda, Cambaridae. The record is from RefSeq and is a predicted model, not a curated record.